GACCACGAUAACGAUAAGUAGUGGAAAGUUGCCAGCAAUACCAAUUCGAGCCUACGUAAGGUGCAUUAAACCACUUACACCUCACGAUAGUUAGUUAGCAGUCGCCGGAAUAAGACGAACUCAGAUACCGUUGCUUCAAUUUCUUAAUUGUAUAAACCAACCCAUAUAAUCCAUCACAAUGCAACUCCUCCCCUCCCCCCUACAUAUCCUCCUCCUCGCCCUGCUCUCCUCCGUCGCCCACGCCCAAUUCGGUUUCUUCGACCAGAUGUUCGGCGGCGGCGGGCAGCAGCAGCAGCAGCAGCAGCGCCAACAACCACAGAACGUGCCCAGCGACUCGUCCAUCUACCGCUCUAACUUCGACCGCAUGCACUGCGACAACUACCUUUGCCCGGAUACUCUUGCUUGCGUGCACUUCCCUCAUCACUGCCCCUGCCCGUGGCCCGCCCACGAGGACAAGUUUGAGAUGGGAGACGGGCACCGAAUAUGCGUAUCUAAGGGAGGAUUUAAGCCUGGGGAGGCCGGAAGAAAGGUCGAGCUUGCUCGGAAGGGACUGCUAUGAUUUAAUGUGUUGAGCUUUAUACGGUUAGCGCAUCAUUUCUGAGAGUAGAGCAUAUAGAAUGAGACCCCAGUGUCUAAGCUACAUGGUCGAGUACUCGAGACAUGUCUUAAUCGAGUUUCGUCCCGUUCCGCUAUAAGACAAUGAGAAUACGAAUGA
Messenger RNA from Daldinia loculata, 715 nucleotides. RefSeq lists its product as uncharacterized. The transcript is spliced from 2 exons. The coding region runs from base 179 to 559 and encodes 126 amino acids. NCBI's taxonomy places the organism in Eukaryota, Fungi, Ascomycota, Sordariomycetes, Xylariales, Hypoxylaceae. The record is from RefSeq and is a predicted model, not a curated record.